AGUCUGCAAACAGAAGAGCUCCAUCAGGGUGAACUGAAGUUAUCCUAAGGAAAAAUUUCAUUGCAUGGAUUGUGUAAACUCGCUGAGACAGAAGUAAAGCUGGAAAGGAAUCUACAAGUGAAUAAAACAAGAAGUUUGGAAUUGGAUUUGGGGAAUCUGGGCUUGGAAAUGCCUCAGCCCAGUGUGAGUGGAAUGGACCCUCCUUUUGGGGAUGCCUUUCGGAGCCAUGUGUUUUCAGAGCAGACUCUGAUGAGCACGGAUCUCUUGGCAAGCAGUUCAGAUCCAGACUUCAUGUAUGAACUGGACAGAGAAAUGGACUAUCAGCAAAGUUCCAGAGACAACUUACUUUCAAUGGAGGACUGCAAAGACCUUGAGAACUUGGAGUCUUUUACGGACAUCCUGGACAAAGAAGCUGCUCUCACCUCAAAGUGGGAGCAGUGGGACACCUACUGUGAAGACUUAACUAAGUACACUAAAUUAACCAGCUGUGACAUCUGGGGAACAAAAGAGGUGGAUUACUUGGGCCUUGACGACUUUUCAAGCCCGUACCAAGAUGAAGAGGUGAUAAGCAAAACACCGACACUGGCUCAGCUUAAUAGUGAGGACUCCCAACCUGUUUCUGAUUCACUCUAUUACCCUGAUUUGCUCUUUAGUGUAAAACAAAACCCUUUAAAUUCUUUGUUACCUGGCAAAAAAAUUGCAACCAGAGCAGCAGCCCCAGUCUGUUCCUCCAAGAACGUUCAGGCUGAGGCACCUUUGUCGGACUGUGUUCAGAAGGCAAGCAAACCUGCGACUCAGCCUGCUUCCAGUACACAAAUCAUGGUGAAGACCAAUGUGUACAACAAUGAAAAGGUGAACAUUCAUGUUGAAUGUAAAGACUAUGUUAAAAAGGCAAAAGUAAAGAUCAGUCCUUUACCACAGAGCAGACCAGUGUUGAGCCAGACACAUGCUGAUGCAGCAAAGGAAAACACCUGCUAUUGUGGUGCUGUAGCAAAAAGACAAGAAAGAAAAGGAAUAGAGUCCCCACUUAGUCACAGUACGCCUCCUGUUCUGCCUUUUAAAGAGACUCAAGAACUGCUCCUCAGUCCACCCCAGGAAACCCCAGGGCUUAUUGUGGGGGAGAGCAGUCUUUCUGCCAGCACGUCUGUGUCGGAUUCUUCACAGAAGAAAGAAGAGCACAACUAUUCUCUUUUUGUAACAGACAGUUUGGGUGAACAGUCAGCCAAAGGAGACCCUGAGGAAGAUGAGGAUGAUGAGGACGAUAUUGAAGAUGAGGACCAUGAUGAAGGAUUCGGCAGUGAGCACGAGCUGUCUGAAAACGAUGAUGAGGAAGAAGAUUAUGAGGAUGAUAAAGACGAUGACAUCAGCGAUACUUUCUCAGAACCAGCAGUAACACUUAGUGGGUCUUCAAAGGAUACUGAAUUCCUCUCUUCUGCAUGUAGAAAUGGAGCCUUAACAACAGAAAUAAGAACUAACCUUCACCUAGAAGGGUAUGAAAAUGAUUCUGUGGAGGAUUUAAAAGAAAUGACUGCAAUAUCUUCUCGGAAAAGAGGCAAGCGAAGAUACUUCUGGGAGUACAGCGAGCAACUAACACCAUCACAACAAGAAAGAAUGCUGAGGCCAUCUGAGUGGAAUCGAGAUACGUUACCAAGUAACAUGUAUCAGAAGAAUGGUCUCCAUCAUG
Molecule: messenger RNA, 1684 nt
Organism: Leptosomus discolor (cuckoo roller)
Lineage: Eukaryota; Metazoa; Chordata; Aves; Leptosomiformes; Leptosomidae
Source: RefSeq, a predicted model, not a curated record